This is a messenger RNA of Cryptomeria japonica (Japanese cedar), 1814 nucleotides long. Its product is annotated as bax inhibitor 1. The record is from RefSeq and is a predicted model, not a curated record. The transcript is spliced from 5 exons. Bases 192 to 899 code for a protein of 235 amino acids. Lineage: Eukaryota; Viridiplantae; Streptophyta; Pinopsida; Cupressales; Cupressaceae. Gene Ontology annotation, cellular component: membrane.
CGUUAAACCUUUGCCAACAAUAGUUUUGGCUAUUCGAUCAUCCAGACAUUUCAAAACUCCCGCACUCUUUUUCAAAGUGUUCUCCUCUAAUCUUUCAGAAAUGGGUGUCAAAUAGAUCAUAUAAUUUCGGACAAGGAUACCCAUCUCAGAGUGCUUACGACUCUGGAUUGAACUCCAGUGCCUUCAAAAACAUGCAAAAGAUAAGUCCUGAUGUGCAGAAUCAUCUCAAGAGGGUUUAUUUCACUCUGGCCUGUACUUUGCUGGUUUCUGCACUGGGGGUGUACUCGCACCUGCUCUGGAAUAUUGGAGGACUUCUUACAGCCACUGGCUUAAUGGCUUCCGUUGUCUGGCUUUUAUCCACACCCCCCAAUCCAUACAACGAGGGUAAGAGGGUGAAACUGCUCAUGGCAGCUGCUCUGUGUGAGGGGGCUUCUCUUGGGCCGCUUGUGGGCUUGGUGGUUAACAUUGAUCCAGGGAUUGUCGGGACAGCCUUGGUGGGAACAAGCUUGACAUUUGCCUGCUUUUCAGCAGCAGCAAUCUUUGCCCAGCGCAGGGAAUUUAUGUUUCUGGGAGGGAUUUUGGGAUCAGGUCUGAGUAUUUUACUGUGGUUGAACAUUUCAUCUGCUCUCUUUGGUGAAUCAACAGCAACAUUCGAAUUUGAGAUAUAUUUUGGCCUCCUCCUUUUCAUCGGGUACAUUAUCUUUGACACCCAGGCGAUCAUUGAGAGGGCAGACCAUGGAGAUUAUGACUACAUUGAACACUCAUUGCAACUCUUUAUUGAUUUUGUUGCAGUUCUUGCCCGUUUGCUUAUUAUAAUGGCAAAAAAUUCAGCCAGAAAAUCUGAGAAAGAGGAAGAGAAGAGAAAAUCUGAGAAAGAGAAAAAGAAGAGAAGGGAUUGAAGUAGCAAAGUUAUGUUGGAAGCAGAUUAAGGGGGGUGAAUCAGAGUCUACCAAUUUGACUCAAAAAUUACACAGACUGUGUAAAACAGAUUUGAAUAGACUGUGCAAACUGAUUUGAAACAGUAAUCAAUAUAGAUGCUUCAGCAAUGAAACAGAUAACAUUAAUUCCAAUGAAAACAUUUCCUGAAUAUAAAUAACAAAAUAUGAAUGGCUAUAGAGCAAAAUAGACAAUAUGGACCAAUGUAUUAGAGCAUGAACCUAAUGAAAUAGAAACACAUGACACAGAAUUUCCAGGAGUGGAAAACCCUCUUGGGGUAGAAAAAACAUUCAAAAUGUUCCUUUUAUUAUAUCAAAGUGAACAUCAAUUCUUUACACUGUCGGCAAGAAGCACCAAGCCCUUGAUCAAUCUGAAAUCAAGAAUGUGAAAAUCAAACUCUGAUACCUUUAGGAUUGCAGAAAGUUUGCAGAUUUUACAUAAACCAGUUAUUCCAAUAAUAUCACAAAUUGCAAAAUUGAUUUUACAUAAACCAGUUACUCCAAUAUCAUAAUUGCAGAAUUAGAUUUAUGCAACUAUGAGAUUAUAAGAGUAUAAAAAUGACAAUUCCCUUUACAAAAUUUUCUGCUAUAUAGAACAGAGAAAGUACAUACUCAAUUUGUGAAUUGAUUUUACAUAAACCAGUUACUCCAACAUCAUAAUUGCAGAAUUAGAUUUAUGCAACUAUGAGAUUAUAAGAGUAUAAAAAUGACAAUUCCUUUUACAAAUUUUUUUGCUAUAUAGAACAGAGAAAGUACAUACUCUGUUUUGAACAAUAAUCUUCCUGCCCUUGUAUUUCUGAACCACAAAUCCACUGUAUUCGAACAAUCUGAGAAAUUUCUGAUUUGAGAAGUUUGUUCAAUAAAAUCUCUUUCCAUCAA